AUGGAGACCCCGGGAGCUGUGGAACCGAAGACCCGGCGCGACGGCGUGGGAGCAAGUGCGCAGGCGCGCGCUGCGUCUCCGGCCUCGGCUCGGCGCAGCAGCUGGGAUCGGGAUCGAGGCCUGGCGUCGCGUGACGCGCCCGGGCGCAGAGGGAGCCACCAGGUGUCCGAGACCAUGGCGAUGACCCUUCUGGAAGAUUGGUGUCGAGGGAUGGAAGUGGACAUCCACAGGUCUCUUUUGGUCACUGGCAUCCCAGAGGAUUGUGGCCAAACAGAAAUUGAGGAGACCUUGAAUGGGGUCCUCUCCCCACUGGGCCCUUACCAGGUGCUGAACAAGAUUUUUUUGAGGGAGGAGAAUGGCAAAGCAGCCCUCAUUGAGGUUGGCGAGGGUGUGAAUCUGAGCGCCAUACCCCGGGAAUUCCCUGGAAGGGGUGGUGUCUGGAGAGUGGUCUGUAGAGACCCCACCCAGGAUGCUGAGUUUUUAAAAAACCUGAAUGAAUUUUUGGAUGCAGAGGGGCGCACCUGGGAGGAUGUGGUCCAUCUUCUCCAGCUCAACCAGCCUCCCCGGCCCCAGAACCAGCCCUCAGAGAACUGGGCAGAAGCUUUGGGGGUGCUCCUAGGAGCAGUGGUGCAAAUUGUCUUCUACGUGGAUGCUGAGAUACGCAGCCGGGAGGAAGCUAGAGCUCAGGAGAUGGCUGAGGAGGUGGCAGCCUGGGCUUCAGUAGCAAGGAAGAAGGUCAAAAAGGAGCCAGGGCUUGCUGCAGAGGAGGGCUCUGCUUUGAAGAUGGAGAGCCCCAUUAACUGGAACAACAUGGAAGAUGAGGGUGACCCUCCGAAACCUUUGGUUUGUAAGGCUGGAGCUAAGACUCGCUCCAGGAGAAAGAAGCAGAAAAAAAACCCCAAGCAGGAACCAGUGCCCUGGAAAAAACCCAAAGGCAACCAUUCCAAGAGUUCGGCCUACUUGGAGGAUCCUGAGGCUGGUGAUGCUGAAAGCAUGGCGAUCUCAGAAUCUGUCAAGAGCAACAAAAAGCUCACUGUGAAGCAGGAAGAGUCAGCUUUGAAGAAGACAGAGUGGGCCUGGAAGGCUCCCAGAGACCCACCUCAGGAUGCCCUAGCAGAAGCUGAGAGCCCUGGAGGCACCUCUGAGUCAGACCAAGAUGCUGGUCAGGAAAGCCCCCCAAAGAAGAAGGCCAUAAGCUGGGCCUCGGCAAGGAACACUACCCCCAUGAGGAAGAAAAAGAAGGUGAGCUUGGGCCCUGUCUCUUAUGUCCUUGUUGACUCAGAAGACAUCAAGAAGAAACCAGUUCCAAAGAAAGGGCCAGGCUCAAGACGGGCCCCUCGAGGCCCACCCCCUAGUGCAUCACCAGCCUCAACAUCAAGGGGUCCGAAGGUCAAGCCAGAAAGCUCUCCUCAUGCCUCCAAUGCCACAGAAUCCAGAAAGUGUUAAUUUGGGGGCUACCCAUACCCCAGGAGUUCAAAGAAGACCAAGGAAGAAGUUCCAAGUCAGGAGCAAAGUUUUCUCUUGUCACUGAAUGAAACAAGACUUUGGACUCUUAGAGACCCCGUUAGUAGACAUCUGGCUCUCAGAGGUAAAUGAUAACACAAGGUCUUAGAUGGGAGGCAUGGGGGGAGGGAGGUGGACCUCUUUGCCUUUUUUAAAAACCAGGCCUGCCUUUUCACCUCCUCUUUGACUCACCUUCAGAGGCGGGAGAGUUGGUAAGUGGAUUGGGAAAAUUCUGGAACUGUUCAUUCCCCAUUAUGCAUGGGCAGGAUCAUUGUUAUGCUCAUCCAUGUCUGGCCUUUCUCCCCCACUCCCUGCUUCCUCUUCUGGGUGGUCAUCCAUAUCUGUGGGGUCUGGUGUUUGGAAGGGCAGGGCAGCCAUUUUCUCCCUUGCAGCCUCUCUGUGCUGCCACCAGUGGGUAGGUUAAGCCAGGAUCUUCAGUGCAGGCCUGGCUUCUUUCAGUCUUCAGCUUCUAUCCAGAAGGUCCCAAGAGUUAGUUUUAAGGAAAAAGAAUGUCUGCUUAGCCUUUGAAGCAUUUGAGUUUUAGAGUCCAUUAAUAAAAAUGGCACUUUGAUUCCCAUUUGGGGUGAAGCCCUCUCAGGAAGCCAUUGGGGAAGGCGGGUAAUUGGUAAGGAAGGACUCAGGCAUUCCUAGGUUCCCAGCUCUAAUUACAUCCAAUGUCACCAAACUGUCACCAUCUUUGAGGCUGAAGACCACUUCUCAUAUUACGGUAAGAGGGGAAAAAAAAAUCUUUAAAAAAUUGCCUGUUAAUUUCUGCCCUCUGAAUUUAGACUCUAAAUCAGACCAGACUUCCAUGUCUCAUGGCAUGUGUGUGUGUGUACGUGUACGUGUACGUACACACGUGUAGGGUAAGGGGCAGGAUCCCCAAGAUCAGUGGUUUCCAAACUGUAUCCUAGGGAGUCCCAAGGCGUCCGCAAAUAUGUAAUCCAAAUCUAUUUUUCGUGUGUUUUAAAAAAAAAUACUGAAAAAUGACUACUCAAAUAUGUUGUAAACCAAACCAGUCUCUUCGAAGAAUAUUACCUUGUGUUCAUAGGUUAACUUGUUUUUGUAAAGGUCUUGAAUUAGUUUUUUCUGCCAUCUCUUUUCAUAUAAUUGAAUUUCUUAUAAAUGUGACUUUGGUGAGGAAGGUUAGAAGUGAAAGAAUUCAGUCCUGUGCAUGUCCUAUAACAUAACGACCUGAAAGCAAGUUUCCUCUUGCAAUUCACACACUCUUGUUCUGCUGUGAUUCUUUAGCUGUGUGACAACAAGUAAAUUUAUUAAUGUGCUGCACAGUAAUAUUCUAUCUUAAAGUUUUAGCCUGUGUAAGUUUUCAAGGUCUCAUUCCUGACUUCAGUUUUUUGUGGUAAAUAAUGUGAACAGCUGUUAGAUGUUGUUAGUGAUUGAACUUUAAAACAAUUUUCUUGAGAUGAUUCAUUUCAAAAUCCUGGACGAGUCUAACUGAAGAUGCAGAAAAAAAGAGAAUGGUUUCCAUUUGCAGCUACUCAUCUGUGUGCAUCAAGAUUUUCCUUGGAUGUGUGCGGAACUUAAUACAGGAGUGAAUUGGACUCUCAAGGUGACAAAAGCCUGCAACUGUCCAGCUCCUAAUUUCAUAAUUGGGUUCAUUAGAGCUUCAUUGUGUUAACAAAUUGACAGAAUCCAUGAUUAGAAAAUGUAAAUGUAUACGUGUAAAAUAAA
Cynocephalus volans (Philippine flying lemur) is the source of this 3195-nucleotide messenger RNA. It is a transcript of the gene PNMA8A, whose product is annotated as PNMA family member 8A. The record is from RefSeq and is a predicted model, not a curated record. Lineage: Eukaryota; Metazoa; Chordata; Mammalia; Dermoptera; Cynocephalidae. The transcript has 3 exons. Bases 1 to 1446 code for a protein of 481 amino acids.